Parnassius apollo (apollo) is the source of this 1818-nucleotide messenger RNA. Lineage: Eukaryota; Metazoa; Arthropoda; Insecta; Lepidoptera; Papilionidae. The record is from the annotation of a GenBank genome assembly.
AUGGAGGAACAUGAUGAGCAAUGUAGAAAAAGUAUGUUGCAAAUUAAAAGCCUUCUCGAAAAUAUUUCAGAAGAAAAUGUUGUUGCGGAAAAUGAGCUUAAGCAAAAGAGUAUUGCCGCAGAAGAAUUGCAAAAAAUUACUGAAUUAAUGAAGGUACCUUCGAAUAAUUACAUGAUAGAUGCACCAUAUUUUACAAGUCCGAAAACAUUAACAUUAAAAAACAACGAUAAAGACUUAGAUGUGCAUAGUGAAUUACAAAAAAGAACUAAAUUCAUGAAGGUACCUUCGAAUAAUUACAUGAUAGAUGCACCAUAUUUUACAAGUUCGAAAACAUUAACAUUAAAAAACAAUGAUAAAGACUUGGACGUGCAUGGUGGUAAAAAAGAUAUUGACAAAACUUUGUCAAAUGCAAAACCUGAAAUUAAGGGAAAGGUUCUUGAGAAUAUUUCAGAAGAAAACCUUCUUACGGAAAAUGAGCUUAAGCAAAAGAGCAUUACUGCAGAAGAAUUACAAAAAAUUGCUAAAUCUGAAAUUAAGGGAAAGGUUAAGUAUUUGACAAAAAAAACCUUAUCUUCAAAAAAACUUAUUAAGACACCAAAAGAAAUAAAAUUGAAGAAUGAAACCCUGAAAGCUACAUCUAAUACGAGUCAAAAACUAUUUUUGAAAAUGAUACAAAGACAAAAAAAGAAUCGGAAAAGAGAGGAACAUAUAUUGAAAAGAUUAGAUAAGAUACGAAUAAGCGAUUUGCCUCCAAUACCUCUCAAAGUAUUAGAUGAAGCUGAAGAGUCUGAAGAAUCUGGAAGUAUCGUUGAAUGCGUUGAUAUACAUUUUCUGGAACCUACAGAAAUGAUAAAAGGGGACCAAAUUGUUCCCUUUAGUCCACACCAUAAGCAAUUAAUAGUUAAUAAUUUAAAACCUUUGUUGUUUGAAGUUCAAACAGAUAUUUCCUGUGACAUGUCCCUCACUCAAAUUAAUAAUAAUUCGAGAAUUCUUCAAAGUGAAAGAAGUACAUUAGAGAUCCAUAUAUAUAAAGUCAUUCCAAUAAAUCAAAAACACGACUGGUACGAAAAUCUCAAGAAAAGGAAGCAAAUGUUUUAUUUAACAGGGGAAAAAUUAAUUGAAAUCGGUGUAGAUAGACGUAGUAGACUUUAUUAUAGAGAUGGCAAUGUAGCGUUGGAGUGUUAUGAUGGACAAUUCAGAGAUUCCAAGAAAAGGUAUUUCGUUUAUGAAGCUGCUAGAUUAAAGAAGAACGCAAAAAAUAGAUCAUUACUGGCCUGUUUUGAUAACUUUGGAAAUGGGAUAGUAUACGAUAAUGUCGGGGGUAUCAGGCUUAAAUAUAAUCAGUCUGAAGGCAUUGUUUUUGAUGCAAAGAUCGGUCCAUUUGGUAGAUGGAAAUGGCAUAACCUAAAUGAUCCGCCAGUUUUAGAACAAGUCUUUAAAGAUAAUUGCUUGAGUCCUACUGACGAAUUUAUUAGUAAAAUAAAUGACGACAUAAAAGGGGUUGAUUUUAAAAGUAUACAAAAUAAAUUAAAUGAAGAAAUCGUAGCUAUUGAGUUAGAUAAUUUUAUAAAAAAAACGUCAAAGAAGGUACUUAUGACGUACAAACCAUUUGAAAUUAGAUCGAAAGUGCUUAAAUUGAACGAAUAUUUUUCGUUAAAAAUUAUCAAUCAAUCAAAAGUUUAUCUUUUCUUUAGAUGUGCUGAAAUUUUCUUGAAAAUAAGUUUAGGAAUCAAAUUAAUGAGUAAUGAAAUAAUAGGCACAGAAUUAUUAGAUAUCGAAGAGGUUGUAACUCCCUAUGAUAAUCAAAUAUUAAAAUAA